GGGCCAAAGAGUUGCAGGCAAUUUCCCAUCAAUUCUCGACGACGGACGUCCCCUACUAUUAUGCUGCAGCAUCAUCAUCAUCAUCAUCCGCAUCCCCUGCACCGCCACGGUACGAAGUGGUCUUGAGCUUUAGAGGAGAGCAUGCGCGCGAGCAUCUCGCGGAUCCCCUCGCCACCCGCUUGGCCGCCAAGAGGAUAAGCGUGUUCAUGGACGAGGAAGUUGGCCCCGCGCUGGUCGAAGCCAUCGGGCAGUCGAAGAUAUCAAUACCCAUCAUCUCACCAGAGUACGCUUCCAGCGAGAACUGCCUCAGAGUGCUGGCCCGAUGCUGGAGUGCAGGGACGCCGUGAACCAUGCCAUCGUUCCCAUUUUCUAUCGCCUCAACCCCUUCGCGGAUCACAAAAAACGAGGGAGCGACGGCAUGCUCCUCGACCCAUUAAAGUCCGCUCUCCUUCGUGUUGGACAAUUGGAGGGAUAUCGUCUUGACCACGCUAGCGACCGGCUUAUGUACUAGCUCAUCUUGUAUGUCACUCGGCAGCUGAAGGAAGCUGAACUAAUUGGUGCUUCCAUGCCAGUCGGAAUCGAUAAUCAAGUCCGAGAGAUGAUGAGAAGUCUCGACGUUGACUAUUGCAAUGGACAAGCAGUUGAUAUACACGGCAGUGAUGCCCGAAUGGUCGGAAGACAUGGCACCAAGGGGAUUGGGAAAACGACUCUUUCAAAGUUCGUUUACAACCGACUAUAUCCUCUGUUUGAAGGCUGUUGCUUUCUGGGAAACAUCCGAGAAAUAUCGAGAACCGAGUCCCUCGAGCAUCUGCAAAGCCAACUGGUUUCUAAACUGCUAAAACGAGAACACAUAAGCUAUGGUUCCUUCCAAGAAGCUAUUUGCCACAUCGAACAUGAGUUUCGCAACAUGAGAGUUCUCAUCGUGCUCGAUGAUGUCAAUGAGCAGCAUCAUCUCGAAGCAUUUGCUGGAAAGCUAAGCUGGUUUGGGCCGAGAAGCAGGAUAAUUGUAACAACCAGAAACCCCAACCUUCUUAAGAUCCCUGAAGUGGUUGCGACUUAUGAAGUUAAGCCUAUGGCCGCAGAUCAAUCCCUCCGUCUUUUCUGUCGACACGCUUUUGGGGAAAGUGCUCCUCAUAAGGGCUAUGGUAAACUGUCCAAGGACAUUGUUCCCCCAGCUGGAGGGCUUCCUAUAGCAAUUGAGGUUAUGGGUUCAUUUCUGUACAGAAAAAACAAAAAAAUAUGGACUGAGACGUUACAGAAACUAAAGGAAGUGCAAGUCCUUUCCGUCCAGCAAGCGUUCAUGACUAGCUAUGAAGCUCUAGAUGAAGGGGCAAGAAAUAUAUUUCUCGAUAUAGCUUGUUUUCUUGAAGGAAAGGACAGGAGAAUGCCCUUAUACAUGUGGGAGGACUCUGGUUUUUAUCCUUGUAGUGGUAUUGAGAGUCUCCUUCUCGCGUUCCUGGUGAAAAUCGGAGAGAAUAACGAGCUCUUGGUGAAUGAUCCAUUGAGAGACCUUGGUCAAGCAAUUGUCCUCGAGGAAGACCCUGCGAACCCUGGAAAGCGCAGCGGGCUGUGGAAUCACAAGGAUUCCCUCAAUACCUUAAAGAGAAAAAAAGGAACGAAGAGGGUUCAAGCCCUCUGUCUCAAGGUCGACGCUAGUUCAGACAAGUGUUUCACAUGGGAAGAAUUUCAAAGCCUGUCCGAGCUGAGGUUCCUCAAAUUGGACAAUGCAUAUAUCCAGGGAGAUUUCACUAAUCUACUCUCCAAUUUAAGGUGGCUCGACUGGCGAGGGUGCCCGGAGACCUUUGAAGCCAUGAACUUGCAUCUGAAGAAGUUGAUGAUUCUUGAUUUAUCACGGAGCAAGGUCACUCAUAAAUGGAAGGGCUGGAGUCAAAUCAAGAUGCCACAAUUGAAAGUUUUGAACCUCACAGGGUGUCAUGAAUGAUGAAAACUCCCGACUUCUCCGGUUACCCGCAGUUGGAGAUGUUGAUUCUCGAAAGCUGUCUUGAAUUGGUCAGUGUAGACCCUUCAAUUUGUGUUCUAAGAUGCUUGGUUUGCUUGAAUUUGAAAUCAUGCAGAAAUCUUUGUCAGUUGCCAACCGAAAUGGGUAAACAUGGUAGCGCUGAAAGAGCUCAUCAUUGAUGGGACUUCUGUACAAGAAAUCCCUAAAUCGAUACAUCGUAUGAAGAAACUCGAAACUCUUAGUGCCUCCAAUUGCUGCUCACUAACUGAGCUGCCCAAAUCCAUUUGCGAUAUAGAAGCUCUUUCGAUGCUCUUGCUGGAAAA
Molecule: messenger RNA, 2283 nt
Organism: Syzygium oleosum
Lineage: Eukaryota; Viridiplantae; Streptophyta; Magnoliopsida; Myrtales; Myrtaceae
Product: disease resistance protein L6-like
Exons: 4
Coding region: 566-1942 (458 amino acids)
Biological process (GO): defense response
Molecular function (GO): ADP binding
Source: RefSeq, a predicted model, not a curated record